CGUCUUCUUGUUGUCUCCGAUCCGCGCAUCGAUCAUCAGGCUCUUACUGAGGCGUCUUAUGUAAAUGUGCCUGUGAUUGCUUUUUGCAAUACCGAUUCGCCUCUGAAGUUUAUCGAUAUCGCAAUUCCUUGCAAUCUGAAGAAUAAAUACUCAAUUGGUUUGGUUUGGUGGUUACUUGCUCGUGAGGUUUUGCUGCUCCGCGGAAAGAUCAGUCGUCAAACUGGCUUUGUUGUUGAUGGUAAAUAUGUCAUGCCUGAUUUGUACUUCCACCGUGAUCCGCAAGAGGCAGAAAAGGAAGAACCGGUUGAAUCUGAGCAUAAGGAGACUUGGCCUCAAGCAAUAGAGCAGGCCGAUUAUGUUGCACCGACUGAACCAGUUAAACUGGACUUCAACGUUCCGCUUAUUAGUGAUUGGGCUGCAGCUUCUGAGUGGCCUCAAGAAGAGGAGGCUCAGGUUGCACCGACUGCACCAAUUGGUCAGCAACAGCCACAGCAGCAAACUCAACAAGGAGGUGAUUGGAACUCAGGUACUAGUGGAUGGUGA
Meloidogyne enterolobii is the source of this 543-nucleotide messenger RNA. The record is from the annotation of a GenBank genome assembly. NCBI's taxonomy places the organism in Eukaryota, Metazoa, Nematoda, Chromadorea, Rhabditida, Meloidogynidae.